Molecule: messenger RNA, 3833 nt
Organism: Oncorhynchus mykiss (rainbow trout)
Lineage: Eukaryota; Metazoa; Chordata; Actinopteri; Salmoniformes; Salmonidae
Product: chordin
Biological process (GO): negative regulation of BMP signaling pathway; multicellular organism development; dorsal/ventral pattern formation
Molecular function (GO): BMP binding
Source: RefSeq, a predicted model, not a curated record
CUCCUAACCCCACCCACUCCUUUCCUUCUCACCCCUCCCUGACCGUGCCUGCUCCAAGUGUCCAGGGAAAUUAUAAAGUGGGAAGGGACCCGCACGGACGGGACAUACGCUUCUGGGCUGGUACAGUCAUUGCCUCGGAAAAUCUCCAACCUCUGGUCACUUUCUCUGCUUCUCUCUGUUGCUUAACUUGGGAGUCUUUAUUUCUGAAUAGGAAUAACUUCAAGACCAUCAACAAAUAGGCGACUUGAAUGCUGACCUAUUCCUGUUUAUUUAGAGGAGGUUUAUUACUGGAGUGACAACUUACGUUCACGUGAAAGCUUCUAAAAUCGAAGGGAAGAAGUUUUCAAGAACAAAAAGGGAAAAGAGAAACCGGAGCCAGUUUGGGAUGCUACCACUCGCCGGGAUGCAGACUCGCCGCGCGCUGAGUUCCUUACUGUGCGUGAUGAGUUGCGCGUGGCUGCACUCUGGACUGGCCUCACGGCAUAAAUCUCCCGUUCUGCCCAUCCAUUCGGAGAGGGAACCUUUACCAUCCAAGGGCAUGUCAGGAUGUUCAUUCGGAGGAAGAUUCUAUUCUCUGGAGGACACUUGGCACCCUGACCUCGGGGAGCCGUUUGGCGUCAUGCACUGUGUCCAAUGUUACUGCGAGACACAAAGGGGUCGUAAGAGUAAGGUGUUGGGGAAGGUAAGCUGUAAGAACGUCAAGCGGGACUGUCCUGAGCCUAGCUGUGAUGACCCAGUACUGCUACCUGGACAAUGUUGCAAGACCUGCCCCAAAGGCGAGGUGGACAGGAAGCAGGCGGAGGCAGUGUUUGAUGGCUUCGAGUACUUCCAGGAGAAGGAGAAAGAGGAUGACCUGCACAAGUCCUACAAUGACCGCUCAUACCUCAGCUCUGAGGACAUUUCCUCUGGGGAGAGCCGCACUGACUUUGUAGCAGUGUUGACGGGAGUGACAGGCUCCUGGUUACCCAGCUCCAGUGGUGUGGCCCGGGCACGCUUCUCUCUCACUAGAACCAGCCUGACCUUCUCCAUCACCUACCAGAGGAUUGAGCGACCAAGCAGGGUUGCCUUCCUUGAUUCAGAUGGAAACACUGCGUUUGAGUACAAGACCCCUAUGAGAGACUCAGACAUGAUCUGCGGGGUGUGGAAGAAUCUUCCCCAAUCCCACGUGCGACAGCUACAGGCAGAACAACUUCGGGUUACUAUGACAACAGCCACUGGUAGACGGGAGCAGAUCGAAGGAAAGAUCAUCAAACACAGAGCACUGUUCGCAGAGACGUUCAGCUCCACUCUGACCUCAGAAAAAGAGCAUUCUGGGAUGGGAGGCAUCGCCAUGCUGACUCUGAGUGACACAGAGAACAACCUUCACUUCAUCCUCAUACUGCAGGGACUGAUACAACCCAGACAGAGAGACUCCCCCCUGGUGCCCAUCCGGGUACGACUGCAGUACAGCCAACAUGUCCUGAGAGAGAUCCAUGCCAAUGUCACCGCCUAUGACCCAGACUUUGCUGAGGUACUGACAGACCUGAACAGUCGGGAGCUCUUCUGGUUGUCAAGGGGCCAGCUGGUGAUCGCCGUAGAAACCGAGGGCCCGGACCCCAGACACAUCUCUGGCUUCAUCACCGGCAGGAAGUCAUGUGACACCAUCCAGAGUGUCAUGUCCAGUGGUGAUGCAUUGACAGCAGGGAAGACAGGUGGUGUGGGAUCAGCAUUCUUUCAUCUCCAUGACAACGGCACCCUGGACUACCAAGUCCAGAUAGCGGGGUUAUCCAGUGAAGUGGUGGGUCUGACCAUCGAGCUAAAGCCUCGGCGGCGCAGUAAGCGCUCCGUGCUGUAUGACCUAGCUCCAGAGUUCGACAGGCCCAGCGGGCGAGCGACGGGAAGCUGGAGUCGUCUGGAGGCGCGUCACAUCCACAUGCUGCUGCAGAACGAACUGUUCAUCAACGUGGCUACGGCACACAGCCAGGAGGGGGAGCUACGCGGACAGAUCAGAGGCCUGCUCUACAGCGGUCUGGAGGCACCCAGACAUGAGAUCCCUAUCCCUCUGGCAGGCCAGUUUGUGGCCCCUCCAGUCCUGACCAGUGCUGGGGGCCAUGCCUGGGUGUCUGUGGAUGAGCGCUGUCACCUCCAUUAUGAGAUCGUGGUGGCAGGCCUCAGCAAAGCUGAUGACCUCACCGUCAGCGCCCACCUUCAUGGAUUUGCCGAAAUCGGAGAGCUUGGCGAGAGCAGCACCAAUCACAAGAGACUGCUGACAGGGUUCUACGGUUCUCAGGCCCAGGGUGUGUUGAAGGACAUCAGUGUAGAGUUGUUGCGUCACCUGGACAGAGGGACAGCCUUCAUUCAGGUCAGCACCAAGGUCAACACCAGAGGAGAGAUACGUGGACGGGUCCAUGUGCCUAACAACUGUGAGUUUGGGACAAGGGGUGAGGUGGAGGUGGCUGAGUUUGAUGGCCUGUUUGUGCAUGAUCCUGAGGAACUAAAGAAAGACCCCCACACCUGUUUCUUCGAGAGUCAACACCAUGCCCACGGCUCACUCUGGACCCCCAACUACAACAACUGUUUCACCUGCAGCUGUCAGAAGCGCACAGUGAUCUGUGACCCGGUCAUCUGUCCAGUCCUCACCUGUUCUCGCACCAUCCAACCUGAGGACAAGUGCUGCCCCGUGUGUCUCGAGAGGAAAGACCCCAAGAACAUGAAGACUCCAGAGAGGCUAGAUGAGCAUCCAGAAGGUUGUUACUUUGAGGGGGACCAGAAGAUGCAUGCUCCUGGGUCAACAUGGCAUCCAUUCGUCCCUCCAUUUGGCUACAUCAAGUGUGCCCUUUGCACCUGCAAGGGGGCGACAGGCGAGGUGCACUGUGAGAAGGUGACGUGUCCAGCCCUGACCUGCAGUCGUCCGGUACGCCGUAGCCCCUCAGACUGCUGUAAGGAAUGUCCGGAGGAAGACAAACCCCUCUUGGUGCACGCUGACAUGAUGCAGGCAGACGGAACGCGUCACUGCAAGUUUGGGAAGAACUUCUACCAGAACAGUGACAACUGGCACCCCCGUGUACCCCUGAUGGGAGAGAUGAAGUGUAUCACCUGCUGGUGUGACCAUGGUGUGACUAAGUGUCAGAGGAAACAGUGUCCAGUCCUGACCUGUAGUAACAUCACCCGCCGGGAGGGCAUGUGCUGUCCUGAGUGCCAAGAUUCCAAAGAGGAAGAGGAGGAGCUGAUGAAAGUUCCGGAAAAGAAGAACAGCUGGAGACACUGAGCUGAGAUCCCCUCUCCACCCGCAUCCCCCACUUCUACCCCCCCCCCCCCCCCCCUCUCUCUACCUACCCCCUCAUGGGCAGACCUAGACCUGCACACUGGGUCAGCUAACACCCCCUAAAAUCAAGACUCCUAUAACCCUCCAGCCCCAACCCACAAACCCCCCUGUCCACUCCCACCCCUUAGUCAGCCUAAGGAUUGUAACGAAGGAAGGAAAGACAAACAGAGGAAAAGAAAGAGAAGCACUGAGGUGUCAUGGAAAGAAGGGAACAAGACGAGAUCUGAAGUGGACCAACCACAGCUACUGCAGCAGUGUCUUUUGACUGGUUCCUCCUUUGAAAUGUGUUAUUUUUGUUUUGUUUUCAGUUCUUUUGUCUCCCCGUGAUGAAUUCUGACCGCCCUUUCAAAAAUCACACACAAUUACCCUUCAUAUUCGAAUACAACAAGGUUUGCUUAGUUGUUAAAAUGGAUGUGUUGGUAAUCUUUGCAUCACCACACAUAUGUCCUGUCAUCCCAUCCAGUCAGCAUCACACAUACGUCCUGUCAUCCCAUCCAGUCAGCACCACACAUACGUCCUGUCAUCCCAU